Messenger RNA from Pleuronectes platessa (European plaice), 885 nucleotides. Its product is annotated as ubiquinol-cytochrome-c reductase complex assembly factor 2. Bases 72 to 461 code for a protein of 129 amino acids. Lineage: Eukaryota; Metazoa; Chordata; Actinopteri; Pleuronectiformes; Pleuronectidae. Gene Ontology annotation, cellular component: mitochondrial matrix. Gene Ontology annotation, biological process: mitochondrial respiratory chain complex III assembly. The transcript is spliced from 4 exons. The record is from RefSeq and is a predicted model, not a curated record.
CCAGUACGGUGAGAGAAAAGGCUCAAACUUCACGCGUCCUCUGCAGACUCGCUCGCUGUACGUAAAAAAACAUGUCUGCCACCCGAUACCGUCGGUUCCUGAAACUGUGUGAAGAGUGGCCAAGGGAUGAGACCAAGAAAGGCCGCGACCUGGGGACGUUUCUGCGGCAGAGGGUAGCCGCCGCCUUCCGGGAGGGUGAAAACACACAGAUCUCAGAUCCAGAGAAAUGUGACCAGAUGUAUGAAAGUUUGGCCUCAAUUAACGGCAACGUGUACAGACAGCGAUUUCCUCGUGUAAGAGACACAAGCUUUACCGGUGUGACCGUGGAAGAGUGUAAAGUUCUUUUGUCAGGGAGUCUGCAGCAGACAGACGAAGAGAAAAAGGGUCUUUGGAAGACGUUAAUGGAGAGAUUCUCCUCCAAGGCACCGGAAGAUGGACCAGAGAAAUCUGCAGAAAAAUAACUCUUUUCUUAUUGUAUGUACAGAAAUACAACUUAUUGUUCAAAUAUUGAUCUUGUCAUUCUUAUGAAAUGUUAUUACGGACCUUUUUUAAAAUUUGGUUGGUUGUAUAGGCUGUCUCCAGCCAUCCAUUAUCUAUUUAUACAAAUUAUCCAUUGAAGGUUGGAGGAUGCCAAUGCCAAUCCCUGAGGUACAACCCAGAGGGAAUGACACGCUGAAUGAAAAAGACCCAGCAAAAGGACAUUGGGUUCAGGAAUACCAUCAGAGCACAUACAUUUGACUAAGAACCCUGUAAUGAGAUACAUUUUAAAAUUGCAAAUGAUUCUUUAACCAAGGUUGAGAAUUGAGUUUGUUAUUUAUAAAAUCUGAAAAUGUAUUUGAUGGAAAUAAAGAUCAGGGGCUGAGGAUAAAGACCUCUAAACAUUAA